GUCUGUGGUUGGUGGGCGCAGGUCUCUUUCGAUUAGCAGGUUAGGGGGAGGUUCCGAUUACAAUUUACAGGCGAACCCGAUCCGCGGCCCGCCGUUCCCUUUCCCAAUCCCGUUUGGUCAGCAGUCGUCUUCGAAGUCUUCGAGUGUUCAAGGCCGGCUAGGGUUCGUUCCCGCUUCCACGCUCCUCCCCUCCUCCCAAGCGGCAAUCAGCGAGACAAGCAUCCAAGCGCGGUGCCAGGGAUUGCAUCAUUUUUGGUGUAUCUCAGGUCUUGUCAAGUUUUUCGAAUCAUAACAAGGCAACAGAAUUAGGAGAAUAGGUAUAAUAAGUGUUGCUUCUCACUAUUUUUUUUUCUUUUCAGGAUGUGAUUUAGUUUAAUGCCUUAAGAAGUACUUGAGAUCUCUAGUAUGAGAUUAUUACUAUCUGUGCAGAUUGUACCAGUUUUGAGCAAAAGUUGCUUAUCUCGCAUUGGAUUUGAGAGGCCUUGCCUACCAGUUGGAAUAUUUAACAAAGGGAUAACGUGCAGCUAUUGCCAUUCUGUUCCAGUUAUGGCUGGUGACAUUCCCACAAACAUUUCAAAUGGUAAUACACAACACGAUCCUAAAAGGACUUUUCAGGUUGUUGUUGCUGCCACUCGAAAUAUGGGUAUUGGGAAGGAUGGGAAGUUGCCAUGGAAGCUGCCAUCCGACCUUAAAUUUUUUAAGGAGGUUACUAUGACUGCAUCAGAUUCUGUAAAAAAGAAUGCUGUGAUAAUGGGUAGGAAAACAUGGGAAAGCAUUCCCCUUCAGAAUAGGCCUCUGCCUGGUCGGUUGAACGUUGUGCUGACACGCUCUGGGAGUUUUGAUAUUGCAACAGCUGAGAAUGUUGUUAUCUGUGGAAGCAUGAAUUCUGCCUUAAAGCUGCUAGCAGCAACCCCUUAUUGUCUGUCAAUUGAGAAAGUGUUUGUUAUAGGUGGUGGCCAGGUAUUAAGGGAAUCUCUUAAUGCACUUGAAUGCGAAGCCAUUCAUCUCACAGACAUAGAAACAAACAUUGAAUGUGACACUUUCAUCCCUCCAAUUGAUUUUUCGGUAUUUCAACCAUGGUAUUCAUCCUUCCCAUCGGUAGAGAACAAUAUCAGGUAUUCUUUUGUGACAUAUGUUCGUGUGCGAAAUUCAGCUGCAGAGCUUCAUACUCUGUGUGAUGAGGAAAAACCGGAUGUUAAAUUAUACUUGAAUAAGUUUGAGGUUGAAAAGUUCUUAUUUCUUCCUAAAAUGAUCCAUGAAAGACAUGGGGAAUAUAUGUAUCUUAGACUUGUUCAAGAUAUCAUAGCAAAUGGUGCCCAAAAGAAUGAUAGGACAGGGACUGGAACACUGUCAAAAUUUGGUUGUCAGAUGCAGUUUAAUUUGCGAAGAUCUUUUCCGCUGCUUACAACCAAGAAAGUAUUUUGGCGAGGUGUUGUUGAGGAACUCUUGUGGUUCAUCAGUGGUUCAACAGAUGCAAAGGUUUUACAGGAAAAGGGUAUACAUAUCUGGGAUGGCAAUGCAUCAAGAGAGUACCUUGAUAGUGUUGGCUUAUCAUGUAGAGAAGAAGGCGACUUAGGACCAAUAUAUGGGUUUCAAUGGAGACACUUUGGUGCUGAGUAUACCGACGUGCAUGCUGAUUACACUGGGAAAGGAUUUGAUCAGCUACUGGAUAUAAUUGACAAAAUAAAGAAUAAUCCAGAUGAUCGUCGCAUCAUUCUUUCAGCUUGGAAUCCUUCGGAUCUCAAGAAAAUGGCCCUUCCUCCUUGCCACAUGUUUGCACAAUUUUAUGUGGAGAAUGGCGAGCUAUCAUGCCAAAUGUACCAACGGUCUGCAGACAUGGGUCUUGGUGUGCCAUUUAACAUUGCGUCGUAUUCACUUUUGACAUGCAUGAUUGCUCAAGUUUGCGAUCUUUUGCCUGGGGAUUUUAUCCAUGUUAUAGGAGAUGCUCAUGUUUAUAGAACUCAUGUGAGGCCUUUAGAAGAGCAGUUUCAAAAGCAACCAAAACCACUCCCGAUUCUGAAGGUCAACCCUUUGAAGAAGGAUAUAGAUUCCUUUGUUGCAUCUGACUUCGAGCUUGUUGGGUAUGACCCGCACUACAAGAUAGAAAUGAAAAUGGCAAUAUAA
Messenger RNA from Elaeis guineensis (African oil palm), 2124 nucleotides. The record is from RefSeq and is a predicted model, not a curated record. Lineage: Eukaryota; Viridiplantae; Streptophyta; Magnoliopsida; Arecales; Arecaceae.